AUGAUAGAGGAAUAUUUGGUUCUAGUACUUUCUACGGUUUUAUUGCGCGUUGAAGGGUUACAAGUUGUGGAACUCCUCGAUGAGUCUGUGGACAAGGUUUUCGAUAGAGAUCAGAGUGACAGAGAAUUUAAACAUAGAGGUAGCGAGGAGGAUAUCAAGACGUUCCUAGAAGAGAGGUACAAGUUUAAAAACGAUAAUACCUCUACAAGAUUCAGAAUAACCUUCGACGAUCGCUUAGAUCCUAUCUUUCCAGAAUCGGACAGUGAUAGGCACUUAGCAUGGGCCUUUCGCACGUAUGCAGUCCGUCGCAUCGUCGGCGGCAUGGAAACUAGCAUAUGCAUGUAUCCAUAUAAUGUUGCUAUAUCCAGGAAUGGAAAGCAUUGGUGCGGUGGGUCUAUAAUAGAUGAACAGUGGGUUCUGACGGCGGGGCAUUGUAUGGAAGCAGCUCAUGAUGGUGAUAAGAAGAAAUUGCAGCCGUUUAUUGUACGUGCUGGGAGUUCUUUCCACAACAGAGGUGGAUACCAAGCGAGAGUGAAUAAGGUAUUUUUCCCGAAAGACUAUUCACCUGGCAACGCGGACUUCGACUACAGCUUGCUUCGGCUCGACAGGCCGAUGCCGAUCGGGAGAAAUAUAGCUGUUCUGAAUCUACCCUCAAAAGAUUACAUUAUUAAAACCGACGACAUCCUCAUUGUUACCGGCUGGGGAAGUACUGAUGAAUCUGGUUACGGCCACAUACCGGAACGGCUUCGCUUCGUGCCUGUUCCAGUCAUGAAGAUAGAAGAGUGUCAGAAGGCCUAUCGCUUCUAUAUUACGCCUAGGAUGAUUUGCGCUGGCUAUGCAACUGGUGGAAAAGACGCUUGCAAUCACGAUUCUGGUGGUCCGGCGGUGCGUGACGGUGUUCUCCUGGGGAUAGUAUCGUUUGGGGGUAAACAGUGUGGUGACCCACACUCACCAGGUGUUUACAGCAGAGUAACUCAAAUUACUGAGUGGGUUGAGAAAACAGUGACUUCAAACGAAGCCCACACGGUGCCAGAGCUAAAGGCGAAAAUCGAAAAAGCGAGACAAAGAGAGAAAGAGCUGCAGAAAUUUAAAGCCCGAGUUGAAGACAAAAAGAACAAAAUCAAGAACUGGUUACGAGAAACUCUACAUUCACCCACUUUCUUAGAGCUAGCUAAGAAAAAACUUCGAGAAGCAGGAUUCAACGUGCGAAAAAACUUCCGACGAACGGAAAGAGAGACUGUUUUGGACGAGAAAACAAUGGACGAAAUAAACUUGUCGAAUCUUAUAAACGAACGGAUAUUGGAGAGUGACACAAAAAAUGAGGCAGAGGUUUUGUUGAGUACCUUGGCUCUCAAAGAAGUGAUUCUCGAUAAUGGUGCUUCUGAUCACGAUAAUAUGGGGAGCGAAGAAGCGAUUGAAACCUUAGUCGCAUUUAUAAAUAAAUAA
Leptosia nina is the source of this 1446-nucleotide messenger RNA. The record is from the annotation of a GenBank genome assembly. Lineage: Eukaryota; Metazoa; Arthropoda; Insecta; Lepidoptera; Pieridae.